CCACAAUUGUGAAAAGACGAAUUAGGGUUUUCGGUUCCUUCUACAGCCCGCGCUUGUUAUAGGCUGUGUCUCUGGUUGUUCUUGCGCUUGCUCGACAUUCUACACAGAAAUGGAAGCAACUUCUACUUCUCCUUUCAAGAUAAUCUUGGGAUCAUCUUCGGUUGCGCGGAGGAAAAUAUUAGCUGAGAUGGGAUAUGAAUUUGAAAUCAUUACUGCAGAUAUUGACGAAAAAUGUAUACGGAAGGAAAAGCCAGAAGAGUUGGUAAUGGCUCUUGCUGAGGCUAAGGCUGAUGCCAUCAUAGCUAAGCUACAGGCUGAAAAUAUUCUAGAGAAGGAUGCUGAACUGACUAUUUUGAUUGCAGCUGACACAGCUGAAGCCAUCUUGCAAAAGCCCCCAGCACAUGACUAUGUUAAGGAAGAUGAGCCAGUAUUAUUAAUUACUUGUGAUCAAGUGGUGGUUUAUGAAGGUGCAGUCAGGGAAAAGCCAUCCAGUGAGGAAGAAGCACGGCAUUUUAUGAAAGGUUAUUCUGGUGGGCAUGCUGCAACUGUGAGUUCUGUUCUUGUUACAAAUCUUAAAACUGGAUUCAGAAAAGUAGAAUGUGACAGAGUGGAGAUCUAUUUCCAUGAAAUACCAGAUGAAGUCAUUGAAAAGCUGAUCGAAGAGGGACUUGUGCUCAGAGUUGCUGGGGGCCUUAUAAUAGAGCAUCCUUUAAUAUUGCCUUGCGUUAAAGAAGUGGUAGGGACAACUGAUAGCGUGAUGGGACUUCCCAAAGCUCUCACUGAAAAACUUGUGAAAGAGGCUCUCUAGCCACUUCAGCUGUUUUCUUAUCCAUUCUUUUUGGUAUUAAUCCCACAGGCAUCCUUGCUUUCCUUCACUGUUAUUGCUCCACUCAACAUUGCUUUGAACUUGAUAAAUCAAUCAUUUGUCAUCACCCCCAUCAAAUUAUCAACUAUGCACUAAUUUUAGUUAAUCAAAAUGUGGAGUUACUGACAUGUUGAGCAGUAAUCAUAAAGCUAUUUUCCCAA
Molecule: messenger RNA, 1026 nt
Organism: Hevea brasiliensis (rubber tree)
Lineage: Eukaryota; Viridiplantae; Streptophyta; Magnoliopsida; Malpighiales; Euphorbiaceae
Exons: 10
Coding region: 110-808 (232 amino acids)
Molecular function (GO): nucleoside triphosphate diphosphatase activity
Source: RefSeq, a predicted model, not a curated record